UAUGACCACGCUCGCUUGCCGCUGCUCGCGUCUACAGUCGCGCUUUACAUAGCAUACAGCGUGCGCGAGGAGAAGCUGUGUUGCGCUCGCGCGCUGCAAGACCAAGCAGAGAGCAUGCCCGGGCUCUUACUCGGAGAUGCGUUCCCUAAUUUUGAAGCCGACACCACCAUCGGAAAACUCAAACUCUAUGACUUCCUGGGAGAUUCUUGGGGCAUCCUGUUCUCACAUCCCAGAGACUACACCCCGGUGUGUACCACGGAGCUAGGCCAAGCAGCUGAAUUAAGCCCAGAGUUUACCAAGCGUAAUGUGAAGAUGAUCGCUCUCUCCAUCGAUAGCCUCGAGGAGCAUUAUAGCUGGAGCAAGGAUAUCCUGGCCUACAACAAUGACGAGACAGUGUCCGAGAUCCCGUUUCCCAUCAUAGCCGAUGAUAGGCGGGAGCUGGCUGUGGAGCUGGGCAUGCUGGAUCCCGAGGAGAAGGACCAGUCUGGCAUGCCGCUUACCGCCCGCUGCGUGUUUGUGAUCAGUCCUGACAAGAAGUUAAAGCUCUCACUCCUCUACCCUGCCACAACAGGGAGGAACUUUGACGAGAUCCUAAGAGUGAUCGAUUCAUUGCAGUUAACGGCACAUAAACGGGUAGCAACGCCCGUAAACUGGAAGCCUGGGGACUGUGUUAUGGUUCCUCCUGCCAUACCCGAAGAUGAAGCCAGAAGCCUGUUCCCUGCUGGGGUGUACACUAAAGAGCUUCCAUCAGGGAAGAGGUACCUGCGUUACACACCUCAGCCAUGAAUGCUCACGCAGGGCCCCUGGAGGACUACAGCACUGGACGCAGGCAUCACAGGGAAAACCAAGAUAGAGAAUUAAAAACAUGAAUUUGAUUUGAUAAAAGUCAGACUUGUCUUUUAAAAGAAGGACCUAAAGUGAAAAUGUAGCUGUAAUGAGUAAUAAUUAACUAGAAUAAAUAUGAGAAUGAAAA
This is a messenger RNA of Electrophorus electricus (electric eel), 973 nucleotides long. Its product is annotated as peroxiredoxin-6-like. Gene Ontology annotation, cellular component: mitochondrion; cytosol. Gene Ontology annotation, molecular function: peroxiredoxin activity. Gene Ontology annotation, biological process: cellular oxidant detoxification; cell redox homeostasis. The record is from RefSeq and is a predicted model, not a curated record. Lineage: Eukaryota; Metazoa; Chordata; Actinopteri; Gymnotiformes; Gymnotidae.